CGAGAGAUCGACUGCCACCCUUCGAGGGCAGCACCGUUUGGCAGACGUCAGAGAAGCUGUCAAAAGUGCGAGAGCAGGGGAAACAAAUACCGAUAGAGACGAGAUGGUGUACGGAGGAAGCUUCGACAUGGUGGAAACGAUGCCACAAACAGUGCCUACCGCAGCCGGCUAUUCGCCAUCGUUCGACUACAGUACAUUCCAAUUCGAUUUGUCCCUUCUUUCGGACGAUUAUGGCGCAACAAACUCUCAGAACACGAUGAAACCAGCGCAGAUCAAACAGGAAGCACAAUCGCCACGUCCCAGUUCGCCAACCACUUACUCCAGCCCACCUUAUCCAGGUGCUGGUGGUGAACUGUCCCCUAAUUAUUCGUACGAAGGCUCGCCAGAGUAUCCAACGAGCCCUUACUACGUCCCUAGGAGCCCUCAGAGCGCUCAAUUUUACCCAACCAGCCCUGAACCCUCCGCGAAACAACCAGUGAAAAGGGAGAAGAGCCUCGACCUGCUGGCCAUCUUGCAAGAGUCCAGACUCUUAGCAGAGAGCCUGGGCUACAGAGAGGACUCGACCGACUGUACAGUGCCUUGCACGCCACCCAGAACAGAGGAGGACAUCUACAACAGCCUUGACGCGGACUUCUUCGCGAAGAAAGAGGAUACCGCAGUGCAAGGGCACCCGUUGCUAAAGGAAAUCCUCUUCAAAGAGGAGCCACGAUCCAGCUGUAGCAACAGCAACAGCAGCAGCUCGUUGUCGUCCACGUCGUCUAGCACUUCCUCGUCACCGGAUCCUGUGGAACUCGAGAACAGUUCACCGUUGAGGAACUUGUUGUUCAAGGGCACACGAAAGGAUUUCGCGGACGCCGCGAGAACAAAUGUUCUGAAACUUGAGAGAAUACAGGACGAGGUCAGAAAUCCUCUGCAGAAGGAGGAGGAGCUGUUCAAGGACGGGCAAAAGAGCGAUCACCAGUUGCUCAGAGAGGUUCUGAGGGAUACGAGCUUUCAAAGGAAGUACAAUCUGAGACCCGUGGAUCUGGGCAGCGUUGGGACUGGCUUCGUGGAAGACAUGGAAGCUGGCGAAUGCGUCGGUGACCUGACCAGAGAGCAGAUAGAGCCUGUGCUCAGCCUAGCCAUACAACAACUGCAGAAGGACUUCGACAACACCUGCGUCGCGCUGGGUAUCCAUCCUGAACCACGACGCUGGAGCGCUGCGGACGUAGCUGCCUGGAUACAAUGGGCCAGGAGACAACUGCAAUUGCCCUCGGUGCCAUUGGAGAGCUUCAACGUGGACGGUACUACGUUGGCUUCCCUCACCGAAGAGGAAUUCUGUCAGCGAGCCCCUCAGUGUGGAAGCAUUCUUCAUGCACAGCUGGAAAUUUGGAAAGCAGCAGUCGAGGAAUCUCCACGCAACACGCUUGCAGCUUCCUGGGGUCCUGCUGUUGUUCAAACACCUAACAACAAUAACAACACAUCGUCCACUAUUGCAAACGCGGCUCCAGUCAGUGUUAAGGGCUCCUCUUGCAGCGUUGAUAUCUCUGAUGACGAGGACGAGGACUGUGGUUCGUCGCAGACAGGCACUGGCAGUGGCAGCAGCGGCGGCGGCGGCGGCGGCGGUGGCGGCAGUGGUAAAAUGCGGAACGGUGGCUCGCACAUUCACCUCUGGCAGUUCCUGAAGGAGCUGUUGCAGAGUCCGGGUAUCCACGGAUCCUGUAUACGCUGGCUAGAUCGCGGCAAGGGCGUGUUCAAGAUCGAGGACUCUGUUCGCGUAGCUAGGCUGUGGGGCAAACGAAAGAAUCGUCCGGCCAUGAACUACGACAAGCUUAGUCGCAGUAUCAGGCAGUACUACAAGAAGGGGAUCAUGAAGAAGACGGAGCGUAGCCAGAGGCUGGUCUAUCAGUUCUGCCAUCCUUACUGCCUGUAA
Molecule: messenger RNA, 1912 nt
Organism: Habropoda laboriosa
Lineage: Eukaryota; Metazoa; Arthropoda; Insecta; Hymenoptera; Apidae
Gene: Ets98B
Product: DNA-binding protein D-ETS-4-like
Exons: 7
Coding region: 104-1912 (602 amino acids)
Biological process (GO): regulation of transcription by RNA polymerase II; cell differentiation
Cellular component (GO): nucleus
Molecular function (GO): DNA-binding transcription factor activity, RNA polymerase II-specific; sequence-specific DNA binding
Source: RefSeq, a predicted model, not a curated record